AUGCAGCAGUUCACAGACAUCAGGCCAGCACCCACACCGCCUAGCGCCUGGUCUGGCAGCAUCAACAAGAAUGCAAUCUCCCUACCCACCUCCAAUCCAAAUUCACAAGGCUACGGCGGCCUCGCGACCAUCAUCAAGCAAGGAUGGGCGAGUGUUAAGGAGGACGGCAUCAAAAGCUGGAUAUGGACGAAGAAGUAUUUGAUACUCAAGGAAGGCACGCUCAAUAUGAUGAAGAAUGAACAGGCCACAAGUCCAUCCAUUCAAAUCCCAUUGCGCGAGGUCAGCAACGUGCAGCGGUUGGAAAGCAAGUCGCCGUGCAUCGAGAUUGUACGAGAUAUGGGCAAUGCGCAAAUCAGGACAUUUGUCAUUGCUCUCAAAACAGACACGGAGCUCUACGCCUGGAUGGAUGAAAUCUACAACCGUUGCCCUAUGCUCGGCGUGUCCAAACCAACCAACUUUACACACAAAGUACAUGUCGGCUUUGAUCCAGCAUCAGGAGGCUUUACCGGACUCCCAGAAGAGUGGUCCAAGCUGCUCAAAACUUCUGCCAUCACACGCGAAGACUAUGCGCGCAAUCCGCAAGCUGUCAUUGAAGUACUUGAAUUCUACUCUGAUAUUCGCAAACGAGAAGAAAAGGAAGCGGCGUAUGAUGCGCGGUAUGGCUACCCACCGACUCAGAAUGUCAAUACGACAGGGAGUGGGGCGAGUGCACGCGCUGUUGCAGCUGCUAUGGGUCUACAACGACCACCUCCUCAGCAACAAGCACAAGGUCUGCCACCCAUGCAAUCGCCAGCGCCACCAGCGCCGCGUUUGCAACCGACACAACCCCUCGCAACGAAGAAGUCGCCACAGCUGGGUUCUCAGCAGCCUUCGAAGAUAGUAGCGCUGCCGACUGGUACUGGCAAGGAAAAGGUUGCGCCUGCAGUGACAAAAUUGACGCGUGCAGAGGAGAAACGCAUUUCAGCCAUGUCUGAGCAGCAAAUUAUGGAAAAGCUCAAGAGUGUCGUAUCGCCAGGCGAUCCGAAUGGUCUCUAUCAAAAACUUAAAAAAGUUGGACAGGGUGCGUCUGGUAGUGUGUAUGUUGCCAAAGCGCUGCAUGAUCCCAAGCUUGGCAAGGUGGCCAUCAAGCAGAUGGAUCUUGCGCACCAACCGCGCAAGGAAUUGAUUGUGAAUGAGAUUCUGGUGAUGCGCGAGUCGCAGCAUGCGAAUAUCGUCAACUUUUUGGAUUCCUUCCUACGAGGUCCAGGUGAGCUAUGGGUCAUUAUGGAAUAUAUGCAAGGUGGUGCUUUGACGGAUAUUAUCGACAAUAACCAUCUUUCUGAGAGCCAGAUUGCAUUGAUAUGCCGGGAAACGUGUAAAGGCCUGGAACACUUGCACGCACACAAAAUCAUCCACAGAGACAUCAAGUCUGACAAUGUCUUGCUCGACGCAGCUGGGCAAGUGAAGAUUACAGACUUUGGCUUUUGCGCCAAGCUGACGGAAGCCAAGUCCAAGCGCGCCACCAUGGUAGGCACACCUUAUUGGAUGGCCCCAGAAGUCGUCAAGCAAAAGCAAUAUGGCGAAAAGGUGGACAUUUGGUCGUUGGGCAUCAUGGCCAUUGAGAUGAUUGAGAAUGAGCCGCCAUACUUGGACGAAGAACCCCUCAAGGCGCUCUACCUCAUUGCCACGCACGGCACACCAAAACUCAAAGCGCCGGAAAAGCUGAGCAAAGAGCUCAAGGGGUUCUUGUCGGUGUGCUUGUGCGUUCAAGUCAAUGCACGCAGCAGUGCAAAGGAACUGCUAGAUCAUGAAUUCUUUGCAGGCGCAUGCAAGCAAAGUGAUUUAGCGCCCUUGUUGGCAUUCAAGACGGCAUAAUGUAGUACACCGUCCCAUGUAUAGAUCUCCUAGACAGCGAUUUGGCCUCGAUGUAUUCCUUGCAGAAAUUGUUGCCACCGUUCAACAGAACGUCGAACACGGCCGCGCGCAGUGUCGCGCUCAAGUGCAAACCAUUCACGGUGUACCGUGCCGCAACCAUCACAAGCUGUUCUGACGUUUUCCACUUGGAGUUCAAGGUGAAUCAAGCGCUCUAGCGAGCUUGAGUACUGCGUUGGGAAGCUGUCUAGAAAGUCGACUUGCUGCUUGCAUUGGCGGGUCCACUGUUUUAGGCGCCGCUCAACAGAGCUCGUGCGUCCAAUCUUGAGUGAUAUUUGGGGUGUCCAAUGGUGAUCGCCGUCAAGACGAAAGACGUAAAUGUACUCAAAGACAGCGGAUGGGGCAGCGAGCGUACCGGCUUCGG
This is a messenger RNA of Protomyces lactucae-debilis, 2275 nucleotides long. Its product is annotated as kinase-like domain-containing protein. Bases 1 to 1854 code for a protein of 617 amino acids. Gene Ontology annotation, cellular component: cytoplasm. Gene Ontology annotation, molecular function: ATP binding; protein serine/threonine kinase activity. The transcript is spliced from 2 exons. The record is from RefSeq and is a predicted model, not a curated record. Gene Ontology annotation, biological process: intracellular signal transduction; protein phosphorylation; regulation of MAPK cascade. Lineage: Eukaryota; Fungi; Ascomycota; Taphrinomycetes; Taphrinales; Protomycetaceae.